AUGGUUCAAGAACGGCAGUCCCCUACAAGGUUCAACAACCUUCAAGCAGAAGUCCAAGAAAAUAAGGAGAGGACCUUGAAGAAGGAGAGGAAUCCUAGGUACCCACGCAUCAGUGCCCCUCGCCGCCAGAAGCUCGACCAGUACCAGAUUCUGAAAUACCCUCUGACCACAGAAUCGGUCAUGAAAAAAAAAAUCGAAGAUAACAACACUCUGGUUUUCAUUGUCGACAUCCAAGCUGAUAAGAAGUAG
Striga hermonthica is the source of this 249-nucleotide messenger RNA. NCBI's taxonomy places the organism in Eukaryota, Viridiplantae, Streptophyta, Magnoliopsida, Lamiales, Orobanchaceae. The record is from the annotation of a GenBank genome assembly.